AUGCUGCCGUACAUCAACGUCCUAAAGCUAGUUGCGUCAUUCCUGUUGUCGUACCCUUUGGCGGCCAUCCUCAAACGAAUUCCGGACGGGCAACCAUGGAAGAAGAACGCAUUCAUCGUGGCCGUGUCCCUCUUUUACCUGGUCGGACUGUUUGAUCUGUGGGACGGGGUGCGCACGUUGCUGUACAGCGCCGUGGGCACGUAUUUGAUCGCCUACUAUGUGGACGGCUCCCUGAUGCCCUGGAUUGGGUUUGUCUUUCUGAUGGGACACAUGUCGGUGAGCCACAUCUACCGGCAGAUUCGCAACGAUGACUCGAUAGUCGACAUUACCGGGGCGCAGAUGGUGUUGGUCAUGAAGCUGUCUGCAUUCUGCUGGAACGUCCACGACGGCCGUUUGCCGCAGAGCGAGCUCUCGGAUGCCCAGAAGUACGCUGCCAUCACCAAGUUCCCGGAUAUUCUCGACUAUGCGGGCUACGUUCUCUUCUUCCCGUCCCUCUUCGCUGGGCCCGCUUUUGAGUAUGUCGAUUACCGUCGGUGGAUUGAGACGACCCUGUUCGACGUGCCUCCGGGGACGGAUCCAUCCAAGGUUCCGCCGACGCGGAAGAAGCGAAAGAUCCCACGCAGCGGACGGCCGGCACUGAAGAAGAUGAUUAUCGGGUUGUUGUGGAUUUUCGCCUUCCUGAAGCUGGGGCCCAUCUAUCAUGCUGGCACGGUCCUCACUGAGGAAUAUAUGAAGUACUCUUUGCCCAGACGGAUUUGGAUACUGUACAUGGUUGGAUUCGUGGCGCGAUUCAAGUAUUAUGGCGUUUGGGCGCUUACGGAGGGUGCCUGCAUCUUGUCGGGCCUUGGUUACAACGGAUUUGACCCGAAGACAGGCAAGGUGUACUGGGACCGACUGGAAAAUGUCAACCCGUGGGGGCUUGAGACGGCGCAGAAUGUCCGUGGUUACGUGGAGAAUUGGAAUAAGAACACGAACCACUGGCUGAGGAACUACGUCUAUCUGAGAGUGACGCCCAAGGGGAAGAAGCCUGGGUUCCGAGCGAGCUUGGCGACGUUUACGACGAGUGCAUUCUGGCACGGUUUCUACCCGGGAUACUACCUGACGUUCAUUCUGGCGUCAUUUGUGCAGACAGUUGCGAAGAUAGAAGACUUCCGACGACACGUGCGACCCUUCUUCCUCACCCCGGACGGCACCAAGCCCACUCCCUUGAAACCAUACUACGACUUUGUCUCCUGGCUGACGACGCAACUCAUCCUCUCCUUCACCGUGAUACCGUUCCUCAUCCUGUACUUCAACGACACGAUCCACGUAUGGGCGCACGUCUACUUCUACGGUAUCGUCGCCGUCGCGGCGGCAGUCAUCUUCUUCGCCAGCCCGGCCAAGGGCUUUCUCAUCCGGCAGCUGAAGAAACGGAACCAGCCGUCCCCGACGCCGCCGCAGAAAGCCAACCAGGAAUCGGCCGCGCAGAAGCAGCCGAUGCUCGGCCUGCCGGGAGACCCGGAGAAGGAGGUCGAAGACGCGGUGCGCGAGAUCGCGAGGUAG
Molecule: messenger RNA, 1542 nt
Organism: Rasamsonia emersonii CBS 393.64
Lineage: Eukaryota; Fungi; Ascomycota; Eurotiomycetes; Eurotiales; Trichocomaceae
Exons: 3
Coding region: 1-1542 (513 amino acids)
Biological process (GO): glycerophospholipid biosynthetic process; lipid modification
Cellular component (GO): endoplasmic reticulum; membrane
Molecular function (GO): 1-acylglycerophosphocholine O-acyltransferase activity; 1-acylglycerol-3-phosphate O-acyltransferase activity
Source: RefSeq, a predicted model, not a curated record